AUUGAAUAAAUAUUAUAUUAUUUAAUUCAAUAAGGAUAAGAUGUGACCUUCCUUCUGCUUUAUUCUUUAUUUAUUUUCUAAGACAAUAGUUAUAAGAUUAAUGAACACUUUUGAUUAAAGAAUUGAUUUAUCAAUCACUGUUCACUUUGUGCGUGAUCGGCAAUGGCGAAAAAAAUCUGAUACCCAUGUGCACCACACCAUACCACAUAUUUAUACCCCCCAACUCAUCCCACACUUCUCUGUUGUUCCGUCUUUCAUUUCAUUUCACACUGUACUAUUCUUCUCUCACUGCCAUCAGAACGAUGCCGUUUGCUCUUGAAACCAAUGGAGGAGUUCCCAUCCGAAGGUCCACCUUCGCUCACUGCGUCUCGAUCUGCGAUCGGGAUUUUCCGGCGGAUGAUUCUGACUCCAGUGGCUCCUCCUCCAUCGGAAGGAACAGUACCUCGUCGGAAGAUUCCUCCGACCGGGAAGACUCCGGCGAAGUUGAGGUUCAGAGCUCCUUCAAAGGCCCUUUGGAUACCAUAAACGAUCUAGAGGAGGAUUUGCCCGUCAAGAAAGGAAUAUCCAAGUUUUAUAGUGGCAAAUCAAAGUCCUUCACAAGCUUAGCAGAUGCUGCAGCUGCAACUUGCAUGGAAGACAUAGUAAAGCCUGAGGAUCCUUAUGCCAAAAAACGCAAAAAUUUACUAGCUCGCAACAUUUUAAUUGAGAGGAGUCACAGUUGCUCAGAUAAUGUUGGUGGAAUAUCGAAGCGACCCGCGAACAUAAGUCGAGGAGCAUCUUGUCUUGUUUUGAGCAGCAGUGGCAGCAGUGAAGAGGGGAGAAACUCCACUUCAAUAUCUCCUCCUUGCCCUCUUCCUCCUCUUCAUCCUCAUCCUACUAGGUCAUCAAAUAGGUCAUCUGCAAAUGCAUCACUGCCUCAACCUUCAACCACGCCGUGGAGGUCAUACUCUUGGUCUGAUCUGCAGUCUGUAGCUGGUGAGGCUCAUGAUUUAUCUGGCUUGGCAAUUUGUAGUGGAAACAAAGGCAACAAAGUACACUGAAAUUUUGACUAAAAUUUAACCUUUUAGUUGAUAGCAAGCGAGUUUAGCUCACAUUGGAGUGAAUUUGGAAUGGCAGAGUACUUUGUGAACUCGUCUUAUGUUUUAUAUGUAUUGAACUGACUAAGAGUGUUGUAUAUUACAUCUCAUCUUUUGGUUAUUUAUCACUAUGACUCUUGCAAGCCUACUUAAGUUGAGAUUAAUCACAAUUAAAGAUAAUCUUAGCAUUUCAUAAUUGGAUUUGGUUGCAAUUGAAUUGAAGACCAAUCUCAGCUCAUAUGAAAGAAAUGGAAUCUAAGGAUGAUAG
Molecule: messenger RNA, 1344 nt
Organism: Abrus precatorius (Indian licorice)
Lineage: Eukaryota; Viridiplantae; Streptophyta; Magnoliopsida; Fabales; Fabaceae
Exons: 2
Coding region: 186-1040 (284 amino acids)
Source: RefSeq, a predicted model, not a curated record